AUGGCUACAAACGACGACGAACCUCCACAACGCAAGCGUAAGGUCCAAGGAACCACCGUGCCACCGAGAACAGUUACGGGAGGUUUUACCGUGGUCAAUGGAAUAUUCGUUAAAGUGGAGAAUCCAGUCGAUGAUGAUCAUGUUGAAUGGUCAUCGGACGAUGAUGUCGAUCCGGUUCUUGCACAAAAGUAUCAUCUCCAACUUCAAGAAUCCGACGGCUUAAACUUCCAGUUGUUGGAAUUAGUGAAAUAUAAUUCAUGUCUUCGUGGUAUUUGUGCUUACUAUAUAAACAUGGAAGUUAUGGAUCCAGCAGACAGUUCACAUUUCACUUUCCAGACGUGUGUUGUGAGAGUUGGUUCUAUGAGUAACGGAGACAAUCGAAUAAUAACUGAAGUUUGUAGAAUAAAACCCAAACCUGAAGGUUCUGGAGACGAAAAUUGGCGGUGGGAUGAUGAAACAAUUGAUGAUUUCUACAAUGGCAAUAUACCCGAGUGGCUUUCGUACAGUGCUUUGGCACAAUCCAGUGAUAAGCAGAAGCAAUAUUACGAGGUGCUAGAAUCAGAAAUUCAAGAAAACGACUGGCUUAAUCUGUAUACUGAGUUUGCAUUUCAUUCGAUACGGGAAAGACGCUUGACGAGGCUCAAGUCUACUGUGCCUUUGAAGAUCAAGAAAGUGGUCGUGCAGACUCGUGAAAAUGUGGAGUCAAGUAAGAAGUUGAAGUCUGAGAAUGCGAUCUUUUACAUUAGCUUCAGUGACUGUGGUCAGACAGAAGAUCACAGAGCAAUUGUAAGAAGAACCACAGAUGGGAUUCCAGGCCACGUUUGUCUUGAAGUCAAGGUUAAUGAGCUUGACUAA
Messenger RNA from Arabis nemorensis, 855 nucleotides. Lineage: Eukaryota; Viridiplantae; Streptophyta; Magnoliopsida; Brassicales; Brassicaceae. The record is from the annotation of a GenBank genome assembly.